Messenger RNA from Pieris macdunnoughi, 1266 nucleotides. The record is from the annotation of a GenBank genome assembly. Lineage: Eukaryota; Metazoa; Arthropoda; Insecta; Lepidoptera; Pieridae.
AUGACGUCAAAUGGCAAAGGGCUCCAUAACGGUGACACAGUGUCAAUAGAAGUUAAUAAGCGGGCACAAGGGAUAGUGGCAAGAAUGGCAAGGACCUACCUAAGAGCAGUAAAGGAAAGUCAGGAGCGAUCGACAGUGUCCGCUACUAAGUCUGGUCUGCCUAGACUGGAGUCAUUAGAGAGAGUGUCUCAAAUUCCCAUAGUGGAAUCCGGCAUAGGUGUGACCGAAAAGAUUUAUACAAGAAUACGGGAGUCAAACGCCCUUAUCCGCUGGUACUUCACCCUAGGUGAAAAAUCCCUAGGCAUCGGAGUUCAACUCGCGUUACCAGCUGUCCAACUGCUAGAGACUCCCAUCCACCAGCUGGAUAGAUUUCUCUGCAAAAGUCUUGAUGUUGUCGAAAAACAAGUACCCUCCAUAUAUCUACCGCCGCAGGCCAUCUAUACAGAAACUCGUCGGUUCGUCAUACGACGCGCAGAUUCCGUCAAGCAGCUUGGUACAGCAGUGCUUGACUCCAGGGUGACAGCGGUCACUGCUACAGCCCUGGACCGGGCUCUGACCACGGCUGACAAGUAUGUCGACAAGUACUUGCCACCUGAUCAACAGGAUGCUUCUGAUGUAGUGGUGAUCAUAGUGACAAGCGCGGAGUCUGUAGAGAGCGGCGACGGAUCUGGGCGGGCGAGGGCGGAGCAGGCUUUGCAACAUGGCGCCAGAUUCGGGAGGAAACUGCAGCGACGACUUACCAGACAGGCUCUGGCCGAAGCCAAGGCUAUUAAGGAGCAGAUUCAUGUGCUGGUGUAUGUCGCUGAGUUGGUCGCCAAGGACCCAGUACUUGCCUGGAAAAAGGCAAAAGAGUUGUACGCUGCCCUCUCACAAUCAGAACCGGAGAACCAAGCCAGGCCAGCCACCUUGGAAGAACUGGUGGUCCUUCUUGCCAGAGAAACCGCCAGGAAGGUCGUACACCUGAUCAAUUACACACAUUCCGAUCUUCCAAAAAAUGUCCGCCAAGGUCUGUCAGUGGUAACUAGCCACUUGUCAGCCGCCGCUGAUGCUCUUUUAAAGAAAACCCCCGUUGAAAACGCCAUCUCUGAAGUGAGGACUUGGAGCAUUAAACUGACAACCCUUUUACAGCAGCUACAGGAUUCUUCCAAAUCGUACCUUGAACACUUGGCUAUGUUUUUGGCUGGCAAUGAAGAGCGAGAGAAAAUUACACCGCGCUCUGUGUUCCAGCAACGCGACGACUUGGCGGCAUUCAAUGGUGUUAACUAG